AUGUGGACCAAAAGCCUGAUAGUAGCCACCCUUCUCUUUCCAACGCUAGUGCUAACAACUGUAGCACCUAGAGUUAGUGUCACAAAGGUGUCAUCCGGUCCGUUUGCGGGUUCGGGUUCCAGUAACUCCGGCAAUGAGGGAGGAAAAUCAGAGUAUGGCUCUGGGCAUGGCUCGAGCCCAGAUGGAACAUGGGACUACAGGUGGGGCUAUGGCUCUGAACCUGGAAGUGGGUGGGGGUUCGGGUCUGGGUCUGGUCACUCAAACAAAGGUGGUGGAAGCGGGUAUGGUUACGGGUACGGUUCAGGUUCGAGUUCAGGCUCUGGGUCGGGGUUCGGGUUCGGUGGUGAUGGAACCCAUGGGGCGAGUGGGUUCGGUUAUGGAGGCUCUGGUGGGUCAGGUGGGUUCGGUGGUGGUUCGGGAGGUGGAUCAACUGGGUCUGGUAGUGGCUCAAAUGGCCAAGCCAGCCGGGUGCCUUCUAUUUCGAGCGGUGAGAACUGA
Molecule: messenger RNA, 498 nt
Organism: Amborella trichopoda
Lineage: Eukaryota; Viridiplantae; Streptophyta; Magnoliopsida; Amborellales; Amborellaceae
Source: RefSeq, a predicted model, not a curated record